AUGGUAAGUGAGGCAGCAGUUUAUCCAAUCAAUAUUCAUAAAAUUUUAAAGGUUUUAAUGACUAUUUAACCUUAACUGAUGAUCAUAUUCCGGACUGUCGUAUUUUGUUGAACGUGUUUACUGCAUUUCAACUCCAAUAUGUCAUUUGUAGCCAGUGGAAACCUGUUAGCUAGCUUGUUAGCACUGCUAGCUAGCUUGAUGGCUAGCAAAUUGUUAUUGUUUUGGACUCCAACUAAGUUACUUUUACCAAGUGUUUUUGAGUGUAUCCUCACUGUCUGUCUGACGUGAUUUAUUUGACAGGGUCAAAGUCAGAGUGGAGGACAUGGACCCGGGGGAGGAAAGAAAGACGACAAGGUAAACAAUCUAUACUAGCUAACGUUAACUAGCUACUCUGUCUCAAAUCUCGUAACUAAUGUUCCUAGUUAAUAAUACUAACCCCAACCUUCUGAAAACGUUUAUAUUCAUCUUACCAGUUUGGUACACACCGACUCUUCCUGUUGGAUAAGUGAUCACACUGUACUGUAACUUUUGCUGGACUUUCCAGGAUAAGAAAAAGAAAUAUGAACCACCAAUCCCCACCAGGGUUGGUAAGAGGAAGAAGAAGAGCAAGGGACCUGAUGCUGCCAGCAAGCUACCUCUUGGUACAUUUAGUUGGGCUACUAUUAACCUUACACUUUUCACUAUGUCAUGGCAGAGUUCCUUUCUACCUACUGAUGUUGAAUUGUAAACCGUGACAGAAAAUUGUUUACAAUUUUACAACUGCUGUUUUUCCUAGACAGUUUUACCCUUUGCAUAGAACUGACUUCUCUCUCUCUCUCUCUCUCUCUCUCUCUCUCUCUCUCUCAGUAACUCCCCACACACACUGCAGGCUGAAGCUGCUGAAGCAGGAGAGGAUCAAAGACUACUUGCUGAUGGAGGAGGAGUUUAUCAGGAACCAGGAACAGAUGAAACCCCUGGAGGAGAAACAGGAGGUACUCAUCACGUGACAGAAAAUAAAAUCAAUUCAAAAGCCUAGAUAUUUAUAUUUUGUGUUUCCCGAAGUCCUGUGUGGCACAGUUGGUAGAGAAUGGCGCUUGCAACGCCAGGGUUGUGGGUUCGAUUCCCAGUAAGGAAAAAAGGUACCAAAAAUGUAUCCGCUCACUACUGUAAGUCGCUCUGGAUAAGAGCUAAAUGACUAAAAUGUAAAUGUAAGGAAACAUAAAAACAAACACAGGACCAUAGGUUAUAUGAACAUUAUGUAGCCUAUCAGUAAAAUCAGUUGAUCUCUUUGCAUCAUUAGAAAACAUAACACUAUAAAACCUUCACACUGCACCUUUGCAUCUAAAUAUUCAUUAAUUCACCCAUCCACUCUGCCUUCUGUUGUCCUGCAGGAGGAGAGGUCUAAGGUAGAUGAUCUGAGAGGGACUCCCAUGUCAGUGGGGAACCUGGAGGAGAUUAUUGAUGACAACCACGCCAUCGUUUCCACGUCUGUGGGUUCUGAGCACUAUGUCAGCAUCCUCUCCUUCGUAGACAAAGACCUGCUGGAACCGGGCUGCUCUGUCCUUCUCAACCACAAGGUACUGACUGAGUCUGCCAUUAAGUGAAUUGAGUCCUCCAUUCAUUGACCGAUCAUGUUUGUCAAGUGAAUUUGCUGUGUUUAGCUGUUGCCUGACUGUCAUAAGCAUUAAUUGAAGAGCUCAUAUUUACUGUGCAAUGAGUUUGAGUGACGUGUGUGUACGCGUGGGUUGAUUCUUCUAUCCUUAUGGGGACCAAAAGACCCCACAAGGAAAAUUCUCCCUUGUGGGGACAUUUCCCACGUCCCCAUGAGGACAAAGGCUAUUUUAGGCAUAGGGGUUACAGUUACAAUUAGGGUUAGAAUUAGGGUAAGGGUUAUGGUUAGGUUAGAGAAAAUUAGAUUUUUAAUGGGAAUACAUUUUAGGUCCACACAAGGAUAGAAGAACAUAAUGUGCGUGCGUUCACAGGUCCAUGCCGUCAUUGGGGUCCUGAUGGAUGAUACUGAUCCUCUGGUGACAGUGAUGAAGGUGGAGAAGGCUCCACAGGAGACGUACGCUGACAUUGGUGGACUGGACCAGCAGAUCCAGGAAAUUAAGGUAACAUUUUCAAACAUAGAGAUCGUAGAGAAGUAGAGUACACUGCAAACGUUAUUGUUAAUGCUCUACUUAAGCACAUCGUCUUAUUGCAUAAGACUCCCAAGAUUUUUCUAAACCAACUAUUCUGUAUGCACACUGUUAAUGUAAAUUGAUACAGCUGGGUCAGUGGAAGCUGGUGUCACUUAGUGAGAGAGAUUUUGCUAGCUGCUCCUGUAGACUUCCAGUCACAGCACUAACGCUAGUUAAUUGACAAAAUCUCGAACUAUCCCUUUAAAUCAGAAGACAGUCAUUUUAAUGGCUGGAAUGGAACGAUAUCAAACACAUGGUAACCAUUUCUCCUGAUUGACAACUACACUUGUGGUUCUCUAUGUUCCUCUCAGGAGUCUGUGGAGCUCCCUUUGACCCAUCCAGAGUACUAUGAAGAGAUGGGCAUCAAGCCUCCUAAAGGAGUCAUUCUGUAUGGUGCACCAGGGACAGGUAAGACAACUAAAACAAUGAUGGACAAAAAUGAAGACGGAACAGAAUUUGGAUAUCUUUAUUUUCUCUGGUAAUACUCAAAGGGGUGGUUUCCCAUGCACAGAUUAAGCCUAAUCCUGGACUAAAAAGCAUUUUCAAUGGAGAUUUUCCGUUGAGCUUGCUUUGUAGUCCAAAACUAGUCAGAGAAACCGCCUCUAAAAGUGCCAUAGUUUGACACUGUUCCUAUGAUGUGUUAGGGAAGACCCUACUGGCCAAGGCAGUGGCUAACCAGACGUCGGCGACCUUCCUGCGUGUGGUGGGCUCUGAGCUGAUCCAGAAGUACUUGGGGGACGGGCCCAAGCUGGUCCGAGAGCUGUUCAGGGUGGCCGAGGAACACGCACCCUCCAUCGUCUUCAUCGACGAGAUCGAUGCCAUCGGGACUAAGAGGCAAGGCUAGCUGUUGUUUAGUCAGGCCGUGGUCAUUGAGGUUUCAGGUUGUGUGUGUAAUUUGUUGAUGAGGAGUAAAUUAGUUAUAAUGAAAAAAAAUACAGUAGGCUCAUUUCAUGCAAAAAAAUCUAUAGACUACUUUGUUACAUUAUUGCACAGAGGGAGAAAGUGCAAACUAACCCACUUUCCAACUGCCAUGCCAUCCCCCCAAUACAACAGUUGUCAGUAACUGUUUUACAUUAUCUUGAGCUUAUGGCUGCGUUUAGACAGGCAGCCCAAUUCUGAUAUUCUUUUCACUAAUUGGUCUUUUGACCAAUCAGAUCAGUUCUGAAAAAGAUCUGAUGUGAAAAGAUCUGAUGUGAUUGGUCAAAAGACCAAUUAGUGGAAAAAAUAUCAGAAUUGGACUGCCUGUCUAAAUGCAGCCCAUGUCAAAAUAACAAGGAAACAAUGCUAUUGCACAAGCUCAGUGGCCUUAUUAGAGUGUUUGCCUUGAGAUUGGAAGGUUGGGGUUUCAAUCCCCGGUCGAGUCAUACCAAAGACCAAUGCCUCUCUUUAUGGCACUCAGCAUUAAGAUGGAUUGGGGGAAAUCACGUUGCCUAUCUCUACAGAAACAGGAGAUAGGCUCCUGCCCUAAGGGCACUUCUGGCUCGGACAAGGCUUACUAGCUUCACUAUUGCUUAGUGAUUGAAUUAGCAGUACAGUGAACACUGAUUACAGUACGUUUUGUAUACCUCAAUGAAUCUCCAUGUAUAGGAGGUAAUCUCUACAAUAGUAUGGUGUGUCUCAGUGGUUGAGGGUGUGUGCUGAGUACUGUGUCCUCUGCAGAUAUGACUCUAACUCAGGAGGGGAGCGGGAGAUCCAAAGGACUUUGCUGGAGCUUCUCAACCAGCUGGAUGGCUUUGACUCCAGAGGAGAUGUUAAGGUCAUUAUGGCCACCAACAGGAUAGAGACCCUGGACCCUGCACUCAUCAGACCAGGUACACAAGAACAUUAUCAUAUGGAAAAUACAAUACAGGCUAUGCCCACCUAAAUUCAUCCUGAAUUUGCGCAAGUAAUGAUUGGAGAGAUCUUAUGUGAUUGCCCCAUGAGGCAUCUCCUCUGAUUUUGACAUAUCAUUGUGUCCCCCCCCCCACUCCUCAGGCCGUAUUGACCGUAAGAUAGAGUUCCCCCUGCCUGAUGAGAAGACCAAGCGAAGGAUCUUCCAGAUCCACACCAGCAGGAUGACUGUGGCAGACGAUGUGAUCCUGGACGACCUGAUCCUGGCCAAGGAUGACCUCUCCGGAGCUGACAUCAAGGUGCAAUACUGACGUUACAGCAAUCAGCUGGGACAUAGUAAUUAGACUAACUGUGAAAAUGCAGCCUACUGUAUACACCUCUUUCUGGAAACCAAACAUUUAUUUUACUUUCACCUUCUGGUUUUGCUGUCAUCCUGUGGCACCUUAAUGAAUUUUCACUGUUAGUGUUUGUAACUUUGUCUCUCUCUCUCAGGCCAUUUGUACAGAGGCAGGGCUGAUGGCGCUGAGAGAGCGCAGGAUGAAGGUGACUAAUGAGGACUUUAAGAAGUCAAAGGAGAACGUGCUGUACAAGAAACAGGAAGGGACACCAGAGGGAUUGUACCUCUAA
Molecule: messenger RNA, 4616 nt
Organism: Coregonus sp. 'balchen'
Lineage: Eukaryota; Metazoa; Chordata; Actinopteri; Salmoniformes; Salmonidae
Source: the annotation of a GenBank genome assembly